GUGAAAUGGCCCGUCUUUCAGAUGCAGGGUGCAGAAGAAUAAAAAGUUAAAAAUGAUUUCGGUUGCAUUCUAUAAUCGCCUCUCCGUAACUUUCUUCCUACACCGGCGACGGAGAAUCUCAUUUCCGAUAUCCAGGCCGGAAAGCAACGAAGAACGUCAGAAGAAGAAAAAGAAACCGGAAUGAGUGUAGCCUACUUUCGAUUGUUCCAUUUUUCGAUAUUUUCACAAUUGAACAUCGAUGGAUUUUCAUUCAGCUGAGCUUAUUAGUCUACCGACGUCCUUGGCCGCCGAAUCGAAAUCGGCAGUGACAAGAACUGCAGAAAAACUGUGGGUAAGUUUCACUGGGAUUUCCCUGUUGUGGAUUGAGUUGAAGAGAUUUCUGAUCCCAUGAUUCUCGUUUUCAUGACAGGGGAAAGUGAUGGAGGAGGAAGCUGCUGCCCUUUUGGUAGGCUGCUAAUUUUGUCUCUGCCUGCGUAAAAGGUAACCUUGCUGAUCCCAACUGCUACUGAAAUAAUUGCUUAGAAGGUCAGAUUUCUGCUGGGAAUUGAGUCAUUGAACAAUCAUUACCCGCCAUCUUUUGGGCACCGUUCACAUUUGGAGAAGCAACGGUACAAUGGUUUUGUAGCUAAAUUUGCGGCUCUUUUUUCUUUCAGAGACUUGCCUUACAUCGUGUUCUUCAUAACCAACUUGUCAUCAUCUUUACAGUUUAUACUACAUAGCCCAGGACCAAGAACGAGAUUUGCAUGUUCUGAUUCUAAAUAUAGCCAUAAAGCCUCUGCAAAAAGCUACCCAUCUUAUCUCUUGAUGUAGAAAUUGCAUGUACUAUAUAACGAGUUGCUCUCCUACUUGAAUAGCUACACAAGACAUUCAUUCUUUACUGAAGACACAACAAAGACACUGCUGUUUUUGCACUCCUUAUGGAUCCUAGAAAGUUUGUUCUUGUUGCCAUCUCAGUGGCACUGCUUCUGGGACUGGCUCGCAGCUUCGAGUACCGCGCUGAGGACUUGGCGUCGGAAGAUAAGCUGUGGGACUUGUACGAGAGAUGGAGGAGCCACCACACGGUGUCUCGAUCCCUCACCGAGAAGCAAGCGCGGUUCAAUGUGUUCAAGGAGAAUGUGAAGCACAUCCACAAGGUGAACCAGAAGGACAAGCCUUACAAGCUGAAGCUCAACAGCUUUGCUGAUAUGACCAACCACGAGUUCGUGAAGCACUUCGGUGGAUCGAAAGUCAGCCACUACAGGAUGCUUCAUGGCCCCCGGAGGCAAACCCCGUUCAGUCAUGGAGAAACGGACAACGUUCCUGCGUCGGUUGAUUGGAGGAAGAAUGGUGCAGUGACUCCGAUCAAGAAUCAAGGCAAAUGCGGUAGCUGUUGGGCAUUCUCGAGUGUUGCUGCGGUGGAAGGAAUCAACAAGAUCAAAACAGGGGAGCUGGUGUCGUUAUCCGAGCAGGAGCUGGUGGACUGCAGCAAGGACAACCAUGGCUGCGAUGGAGGGAUGAUGGAGCAAGCUUUCCAGUUCAUAGAGCAAGUUGGUGGGCUGACAACUGAGACUAACUACCCUUACGAAGCGAAGGACGAAUCUUGCAACUCUGCCAAGUUGAAUGCUGCGGCGGUACAGAUAGAUGGUUACGAAAUGGUGCCGGAGAACGAUGAGAACGCACUGAUGAAGGCCGCUGCCAACCAACCAAUAGCCAUCGCCAUUGAUGCUGGUGGCAAGGAUCUCCAGUUCUAUUCCGAGGGUGUUUUCACCGGAGACUGUGGGACGGAGCUGAACCACGGGGUGGCGCUUGUGGGCUACGGUUCGACCCUGGACGGGACGAAGUACUGGAUCGUGAAGAACUCGUGGGGGACGGAAUGGGGAGAGCAGGGUUUCAUAAGGAUGCAGCGAGGGGUAGAUGCCGAAGAAGGGAUCUGUGGGAUAGCCAUGGAUGCCUGCUACCCUGUGAAGUCUACAUCGACCAACAAGAAGAAACAAGGCUCACCUGCAGCUGGGAAGGAUGAACUGUAGACGCGUAUGUCUCCUCUCCUAUUAAGUGAACUGCAAAUAAAGAGAGGUUGAGAACACAUUAGAAUCGUGUUAUAGUAAGUUUGGGGUCUUUGGAUUUGUAGUAAGGUUUGUUUUUCAGGAUUAAGAAUAAAGACAGCAUAUAUGUCGAUGCUGGCGAUGUUGGAUUGUAAUCAAGAUGUAUCACGAUG
Molecule: messenger RNA, 2194 nt
Organism: Linum trigynum
Lineage: Eukaryota; Viridiplantae; Streptophyta; Magnoliopsida; Malpighiales; Linaceae
Source: the annotation of a GenBank genome assembly